Messenger RNA from Pieris rapae (cabbage white), 2740 nucleotides. Its product is annotated as piggyBac transposable element-derived protein 3-like. The transcript is spliced from 4 exons. The record is from RefSeq and is a predicted model, not a curated record. NCBI's taxonomy places the organism in Eukaryota, Metazoa, Arthropoda, Insecta, Lepidoptera, Pieridae.
AUGGAUCUGGAUGUAAUCACAACUGAUCCUGAACAAGUAUUAUCAGAUUCUGACCGUUUCGCUCAAUCAGAUUGUUCAGAACAUGAUCCAUGUUAUAUACCAGAAUCAGAAACUUCACAUUACAGUGAUAGUGAACCUGAAAUAGUACAAAGAGAACAAGAGAAUUUAAGAAAUAGUAGCCAAGAUCUUCAAGAGGUUGAAAACAAUGCCAUACUUGAAUCAAAAGCAAAUAGAAGAGAACACCCACAACAUGAUAGGCUCCAUAAGAUAAGGCCUAUAAUUAGCCAUCUAAAUGAGAAAUUUGCUUUAGUUCCUAUGGAACAAAAACUCUCAAUUGAUGAACAGAUGUGUGCCACAAAAGUGGCACACUUCAUGAAGCAGUAUUUACCUAAUAAGCCCCAUAAGUGGGGGUUUAAAUUAUAUGUGAUGUGCAUCGUGAAAGGUUAUGCUCAUAAAUUUGAAAUAUAUACUGGCCAAGAGAAUGAACGGCUUCCAGAUGAACCAGAUUUUGGGCCAGUGGGAAAUGUUGUAGUCCGGCUUGCUAGAGGUGUCCCAAGGCAUAUAAAUCAUAUAAUUUAUUUUGAUAAUUUUUACACCUCUGUACCUUUAGUUACCUAUCUUGCCAAACAAGGAAUUUAUAGCCUAGGUACUGUGCAAUCUAACAGGCUAGUGAACUGCAAACUGCCGGACAAAAAAACAAUGAUGAAGAAACCUGUUCCUCGUGGAACUCAUGAAGAGCAGAUGACUGAAUUUGACGGUAUUGAUUUGACAGCAGUUACUUGGAAGGACAAUAAAGUUGUAAUUUUUCUAUCUUCAUAUGUUGGAGCAGACCUGUGGGCCAAGUAGAAAGAUUUGAUAAGGCAAAUAAGACUAGAAUUUAAAAUUUCAUGCCCACAUAUAAUAAAGGAAUAUAAUGCUCAUAUGGGCGGAGUAGACCUAGUGGAUAGCUUUAUUGGGAGGUACCGAAUUGCAAUGAGAAGCCGAAAGUGGUAUCUUGGUAUCUUUUACCACUUAUUGGACAUGACGGUAAUAAAUUCUUGGCUUGUGUAUAAAAAUUUAAAAACAACUUGAAGCCAAUUCAUCAGUUCUAAACCUAUGUAACUAUAGACUGGAACUGGCUAAGGUAUUAGCCAAAGUAAAUAACUCAUUUGAACUCUGCAACAAAAGAGGAAGGCCGAAGUGUUGAAAUGGAAAUACAAGCAAAAAAAAAGGAGAGGACCAGCUCAACAUAUUCCUCCUAAGGACAUAAGGACUGAUAAUGUUGGUCACUACUGGCCUGGUAAUUGUGUUCGCAGCAGAUGCAAAAUGCCUGGAUGCAAGGGAUACACGCAAAACAGGUGUAAGAAGUGUGGAGUAGCUCUUUGUCUUACCACAACUGUAUCUAUAUAUACACUUGUAUCUUUUUACCUCCCUGUUUAUUAGUAGAUUAUUUUCAAAAUAUCUAAAUGGUGAAAAGAGCCAAAAUAACAAUUAACAGAAAAACUAGUUUAAUUACAAAAACGAUUAAUGUACUGAAAAUACAAGAAUCAUGUUUAGCAAAAUCUAUGCCAUUCUUAUUAAAAUCUAACUUACGGUUUAGAUGAUAUGGACUAAUUAUUAUUUUUUGUUUAACCUCGCCACUUAAUUGCUCAUUAUUUUGGAACUUUUUAUGUGUGGGUUGACUCUCUUCACUACCAAAGCGACGAUAUUAUAAAUGUCAGAAAAUACAAUCUCAAAAAAUACAAUAAAAAACUGGAGAAGUGUGCCGAAGUGAGAGUUGCUGGCCUUGAUGACCCUUCACAUCAAAUGACAUUAAAUUGGCGAUAGCGGAGAUGGGGGGCUAACCGGAAGCAAAUAACGGUGAGUGAGGCCUUACACAACUAGUUUGUUUGGGUCCGGUGUCCAAUCCUUGCAGCCAAGCAAAUUACAGAGGGCCGACUGCUCAUAGGCUGGCCGCAUCAUCAGCAAUAUCAGGUGUUACCGGUGCCUUCAGCUUGCAGCGCAUAAUGACGAACCGCGAUGUAUUAGAAGAAUUCAUACAAAUAUAUCAAAAUGAAACCUGUUUAUGGAACGUCAAAAAUAAAGAUUACCAUAAUAGAGAUAAGCGGAAUGCUGAAUGUAAACAAAUAGAAAAACUUAAAGAAAUCGAACCGAAUGCAGAUCGUGACCUGGUGACGAAAAAAAAUUAGACAAAAAGGAGGAACAUAAAGUUGCGGAGUCUUUGAAGUCGGGGGCAGGCGUUGAUGAAAUAUAUAAGCCAAAGUUAUGGACUAUGAUCAGCUAUCUUUUCUUAAAGAUCAGUGCAUUUUUUUUUUUUUUUAUAGAACAGGGGGCAAACGGGCAGGAGGCUGACCUGAUGUUAUGUGAUACCGCCGCCCAUGGACACCCUCAACGCCAGAGGGCUCGCGAGUGCGUUGCCGGCCUUUUAAGAAUUGGUACGCUAAACAUUCCAAGAAGUUCACGUUCGAGCAUGUCUGAUCAUGUUGAAUGUGAGGUAUAGGAGGUGAGGAGGAGGAGAUAAUACACCUCCAUCCGAAAUCCUGCCAUUGGUAUCAAAAUCGCACAGCAAGAAUUGAUAAUUCGCAUCCACUAUUGCCAUAAGAACCAUGCUAUGUUUUCCUUUGUAAUUAAAAUAAUAUGAUUCACUAUUUUCUGGACUAAUAUCUACGUGCUUCCCAUCAAUCGCUCCAAUUCAAUGAGGGAAAUUCCAUCUUUCUUUAAACUGUUUGGAUAUAAAUUUCCAUUCCUGUUCAGUUCGUGG